This is a messenger RNA of Actinia tenebrosa (Australian red waratah sea anemone), 320 nucleotides long. RefSeq names its product scavenger receptor class A member 5-like. NCBI's taxonomy places the organism in Eukaryota, Metazoa, Cnidaria, Anthozoa, Actiniaria, Actiniidae. The record is from RefSeq and is a predicted model, not a curated record.
UCAGUGGGGUACUGUAUGUGAUGAUGGAUGGGACAUGAAAGAUGCUGAGUUGGUGUGUCGUAUGCUUGGUUACCCUGGAGUACAGGAAUACAUAACCACUAACUUUACACCCGUCAAGGGUAUAAUAUGGCUGAGAUACGUCGGUUGYACAGGAAGGGAAUCUUCGAUUGCAGACUGUAGCCACGGAGGAUGGGGUAAUUCAUACUGUUACCAUGGUGAAGACGUUGGAGUGACGUCUAUUCAGGAAAUCAACGUCUGAUGUAUAGGUGUUCGUCUAGUGGAUGGCAAGACUCCUAACGAGGGACGUGUAGAAGUAAGAU